Molecule: messenger RNA, 210 nt
Organism: Suillus plorans
Lineage: Eukaryota; Fungi; Basidiomycota; Agaricomycetes; Boletales; Suillaceae
Exons: 1
Source: RefSeq, a predicted model, not a curated record
AAGGAAAUAUUGUGUGUCGUCAACGUUCAACAUGACUGCGCAUCGUCUGGAGCAAACUGUGGCAUCCGGAAUGUGCAAGAGCGGCAGGAGCGCAUCGUCACAACGAGACUCCGGCAGCUCAUUGAUCAUGCACCUACUAAUGCCUACUUCCUCAAUACCCACGCGCUUCACAAUUACCAACACAUCUCAGCUCUACUUCCACCGGAUAUA